CAUCGACAUCGCGAGCAGAGCGACCGAGUGGGUCCACAAACUGGCACCGGUGAUGGGCAUUUGCGAUCAACUUCGAUCAGUACGCAGAAGUGGAAGGAAAGAAAAUUCAUUCGUAUGUCUGAAAUAAACACACUAGCUGCGGAACAUCUAGACAGGUGGACAAGCUUGACUCGGGUAGCUACGAAAAGGUACAUAGGACAUCUCUUCAGUCCUCUUGCAGACUGGGAUUUCAGAAAGAAGUCAUCAUAAUGGGAAGAGAGUCCAACAUGGCCAUCGCAAGCCUGGCAAUAUUAGUGACACUGAUGUUUGCUUCCCAAGCUGACAGCCAGCAACAGUCAGCCUCAGAAGAAUCAAAGUCUUCCCUCUCAACUUUUCAAGAUUAUUUACGCGCUCGCAGGACGCAGCUCAAAGAAAAUAUUCGUAAAAAGGCUGAAGCAGACUUAGAGGAUUCGAACUCCGCUCUGUCCACUUCACAAGACGCCUUACGCGCACUCGACAUGAAGAUUAAAGCCUUGGAAGCCAAGCUGGACAAGAGGAGUAAAAAAGGAAAAAAACGUGACCCUGACCUUCCUGAUUUAAAAAAAUCGAACUCUACCCUGUGGCCUUCACGAGCUGCUUUUCUCGCCCUCGAGAUGAAGAUGGAAGCGUUGGAAGCAAAGAUGGACAAGAAGAGGGAAAGAGACACCAACUCUACUUUGUCGACUUCACACGAAGCUUUACGAGCUCUGGAGAUGAAGAUUGAAGCCUUGGAAGCAAAGAUGGACAAGGAGAAUGGAGCAGCUAACGACUGCGCUUUGAAGUCGGCCGUGGAAACGGACCUACAGACCAUGAACACAACGAUUGGUGCGGUAAAAUCGACUGUUGACAUCCUUCAGAAAAUGAUGAAGACCAUGGAAUCCAAGAUUGGUGGGACAGCAAGAAACGAGAGUUUUGUGGCUUUAGAGGCAACUGUUGAAGCUCAAGAGAGGAAAAUAAAUGCAAUAGAAGCAAUGAGUGGUCGUCUAGUUUACUUUAGGGCUACCUUCAAAUUAGACCACUUUUGGACCACUCCCAAGGUGGCGGUUUUCGACAUCUUGCUGGAGAACACCGGCAAGGCCUACAACCCUUCCAGCGGCAUCUUCAAGGCGCCUUUCCAAGGUCUGUACGUCUUCACGGUUCAGCUGCUGACACCUGGCGGCCAAAACGUGAAGCUGGACCUGCGUGUGAACAGCAUCAGUGUCAUGCUGUCGAGAGCUGUAUCAGUCAAAGAAGCCAGCACCGUCUUUGUCCACGGGACCUCGCUGCAGGCUGGAGACGAGGUGUACGUGUACCACACGGUCGCUUGUGAGAUUUUUGGAAGAAUGUCCAGCUUCUUCUCCGGAUGGCUGGUGAAGUCGUACUAGGCAUCACAGUCAAUUAAAACAAAAUAAAACAGAAAAUGUCAGACGUUUUCUAGGCUUAUUGACCUCUAGUUGGAGUAAUAUUCGUUUUUGAGCUUUUACUGCUUCUUCUUGUUUGUUCGUUUGUUCGCUUGUUUCUUUGAUCGUUUGUUCGUUUGUUUGUUUGUUUGUUUGUUUGUUUGUUUGUUUGUUUGUUUGUUUGUUUGUUUGUUUGUUUAAAAUUGAUUUGGUGUGACUGUACACCGGUGUCAAAGCUAAAGAGUGGUCAACUCUUUCUUUCCUCACUUUCGCCAUGCCGCCUCCACGUACACACCACUCACCCCCAGUGAUGAGCAGAUGUGUGAAUACAGGAAACAGCGGAUGUGUGAUGCUGUGAAAACACAGAGGACUGCUUGCAAUGAGUUGCUAGCAUCCUGUACUGUUUCCAAUGAUGUGUACAUACACUGUCUUUCAAAUCCCGUGUAAACACGAUGUACUGUGUCCAUUGUUGUGCCAUCAAUAAGAUUUCUUUCUACGAUGCAAGCGAUCUGUCUUGUCAACUUUUUCCCUUUUUAAGAAGCAAAAAGUCAUUUUGCACUGUAGGUGUUAAUAUUUAAGCAAUACAUUUGGUCAUCUUGUUUUUCUUGUCAAAAAAUGCAUUCACUUUGAUCUGAAGGCUUUUCAGUAAUAAAAUAUCAACAGUGUUACUAAUCUGAUCAUUUAAAUUAUUUUGUCAUCGGCUUUGUUCUCGUUGAUUGGCUGAAUUGUAAUUGUUGUUGAUCAAGAGACUGAUGA
Molecule: messenger RNA, 2153 nt
Organism: Pomacea canaliculata
Lineage: Eukaryota; Metazoa; Mollusca; Gastropoda; Architaenioglossa; Ampullariidae
Exons: 10
Coding region: 249-1382 (377 amino acids)
Molecular function (GO): protein binding
Source: RefSeq, a predicted model, not a curated record